AUGAAACCAUCAAAACUGAAGCGCCAUUUGGAUACUAAACAUCCUGCAUGUAAAGACAAGCCGGUGGAGUUUUUUCAAAGACACCUCCAGAAGCUGAGGAGUUCACAGAAGUGUCUGACAGCGUCUUGCUCCAAACAAGAGGAAGCUCUCCGUGCCUCUUACCACGUAGCUCACCGUAUUGCGAAGGCGAAGAAACCCCACACAAUAGCCGAAGAGCUUAUUUUACCUGCAGCCAUGGAUAUGGUGAGAGAGGUGCUGGGUCAAUCAGCGGCAGACAGGUUGAAAACCAUACCGCUGUCCAAUGAUACUGUAGCUCGACGUAUUCAGGACAUGUCUUGUAAUAUUAAAGAACAGACCACAGCCCGCGUCCAAGCAAGCCCCUACUAUGCCCUGCAGAUGGACGAAUCCACCGAUAUAGCUAGCCAUGCUAUUUUGUUGGUUUAUGUGAGACACGUAUGGGAUGGUGAUGUGCAGGAACAGUUUCUCUGCAGCAGAGAUCUCCCUACCACUACAAAGGCAGAGGACAUUUUCAACACUGUGGAUUUGUAUUUGAGCUCAGUGGGCCUGAGCUGGGAAUACUGCGUGGGAAUCACAACUGAUGGCGCUGCUGCCAUGACCGGGAAACAUUCCGGUGUGGUGAAGCAAAUUCUGGAGAGAGCACCUGAUGCGACGUGGAACCACUGUUUUUUGCACCGUGAAGCGCUGGCGGCCAAGGAUAUGGUGCCGGUGCUCGACGAGGCCAUGAAAGAUGUAAUCAAAGUGGUGAACCACAUAAAACGUAGUGCAAAAAACAGCCGCUGCUUCUCAAAGCUGUGUAAAGAUUUGGGCUCCGAGCACAUGCAAGUGUUGUAUCACUCAGAAGUCCGCUGGCUAUCGCGGGGUAAGGUGUUGUCACGUUUUUAUGAACUUAAAACAGAAAUCGCCACCUUCCUCUCAGAGAAUAACUCCCCAUAUGCUGAACUGUUUGACAACGAAAUCUGGCUGGCACGAGUUGCAUAUCUUGCUGAUGUGUUUGAGCACCUCAACGCAUUAAACGUCUCUAUGCAAGGAAGAAGACACAAUAUUUUUGAACAGUCCGACAAAAUCGCUGCGUUCAAGAAAAAAAAAAUCACACUGUGGGUAAAUCAUUUAUCCAAAGACAGACUGGACAUGUUUCCCAAUGCUUGCCAUGAAGUACAGCAGCUGGACACCGCGGCCACAACUCGGUUUGACCACUACUUCCCUGAGAAAUACAGAGAUAAUGAUGCUUGGAUACGCGACCCCUUCCGCAUCGACAUGGAAAGCAUCACGUUGCCGAGCAACGAAGAGCAUCAGCUGGUGGAGCUAUCAUGUGACCAGACGAUGAAAAAGAGAUUUGGCGAGGUAGCCCUUUCCCACUUCUGGUGCAGCGAUGUGAUGAAAUGGACCCUGCGAGGCAAGUGCCUGCAGACAUCGUACUUCCCGGACGACCACACUGGCGAAGUAAUAGCCCAAGGGUUACAAGACUCGCUGGCCUCCUGGAAGCUUCGAGAAGACCGUCUUGUUUGCAUGACUACGGACAGCGGUACCAACAUGAUUAAAGCCUUGAGACUGACUGAGUGGCCCAACCUCCAAUGCUUUGGACACAGACUGCACAACGCCAUCAUGAAGUAUGAAAGAUCCACGGAUUGA
Molecule: messenger RNA, 1650 nt
Organism: Anoplopoma fimbria (sablefish)
Lineage: Eukaryota; Metazoa; Chordata; Actinopteri; Perciformes; Anoplopomatidae
Product: protein FAM200B-like
Exons: 4
Coding region: 1-1650 (549 amino acids)
Source: RefSeq, a predicted model, not a curated record